AUGAACGAUAGCUGGCCCGGCGAGCCCGAUUAUUCUAAGAUCGGGGAGCCAUUCGUCGUCCCGGAGGCGCAUGCGGGGGAUUCAGAUCGACCUCCCGGGGAGUGGGCACGGUAUAUCUGGCAGGCCGCUUUCAGAGUUGCUCGCAGGGGGGAAUUCCUGAAGGGCCAGCUCCCCAUGCUGUUGAAAAAGGAACCGGUCCGGGAGCUUAUGGCUCGCGUGCGUUACUUCGCGGGUGGCAGACGCAAGGAUGAGAUACUUGGCAACCACCGGGUCAAUGUCGAAUCUGCGGCGGUCUUUUGCCAGGGAGAGGUGAAGACCAAUGAACAUCGGUGCGAUAGCUGUCUGCAGGGAUGGGGCCCCUGGUGUGUGCAACUACAGGAGGGCGAAGGAUAUCUUAGUGCCUGCGCCAACUGCAUCUGGAAUGGACAAUUUGAGCGAUGCAGCUUGUGGCAGCGUGCGCAGGCCCCUUCGACCCCGGGGGAUCAAAACCGGGGCCACCAACGCAACAAGCGCUCAAUCAGCAAGAAAACGGCCUAUGAAGCAUGGGCAGACAUGAAACGCAAUGUGGAUAUGGUGGAAGAGCUCGCAGCCGAGAUUGCGGAGGCUCACGCAACUCAGCAAUGGGCAGUGGUAGGUACGCUGGUAAAGCAGCAACAGCGCUGGUUGGAUAACCUUAAGCGCCCACGUGGCAUUCUGGACCAAGUCCACCCCGCUGAGCCUAACUCGCCGCAGCAACCUGAGGGAAACUAG
Messenger RNA from Penicillium daleae, 750 nucleotides. RefSeq names its product DUF3716 domain-containing protein. The coding region runs from base 1 to 750 and encodes 249 amino acids. Lineage: Eukaryota; Fungi; Ascomycota; Eurotiomycetes; Eurotiales; Aspergillaceae. The record is from RefSeq and is a predicted model, not a curated record. The transcript has 2 exons.